ACCUCAAAUAUAUUUGGGAGGUAUUCGUGGCCCAGAAACUCUCAUCUUAUUGGCCAGAUAUGUAGUGCUGGAAUCUUUAGGCUGAUGCUUGGAUCUCGUUCUAGAUGAAAUCAGCACUUUUCGUGGGUAUAAAACAGAACAGAAUUGAAUUUAAUAGUGGAAUUUUAGUGGUAGGAAUCAUUUUCGCAGCAGUAGUUCAAAGUCACAGAUUAAUCACAUUUCCUGCUAUCAGGUCUCUUAGCGGUGCAGUUUUGUUUGGUUAUCUGAUUGCAAUCUCUUGAUUAUCGCAAAAAUGAGAUUAUCUAGAAAGUAGA
Molecule: messenger RNA, 314 nt
Organism: Suhomyces tanzawaensis NRRL Y-17324
Lineage: Eukaryota; Fungi; Ascomycota; Pichiomycetes; Serinales; Debaryomycetaceae
Exons: 1
Coding region: 105-281 (58 amino acids)
Source: RefSeq, a predicted model, not a curated record